AUGAGAAUCUCGGGUGAUUUUUUUGGUUUGAACUUCUAUGGAUUUGAUUAUGACCCAUCUGAAGAGAAUUAUGUUGUAGUUCAAAUUUAUCUUAGUAAAUGUGAUCCAUCUCAUCAUGCAUUCGUCUAUUCUUUGAAUGGUGCUUCAUGGAGGGAUUUCGAAGAUGAGUCCCUAAAGACAAUUACACAGCCUUGUAUUUCUGUUCAUCAGGGAUAUUCAAAAUUUUAUCAGCUAAAUAUUCCUGGUGAAGUUGAAUUAGAGGAAUUUAGUCUUUGUUGUUUGAGAAAUAUAAGACACUGUUUGGCUUUCUAUACUGUGAAGCGAGAUGAAAACUGGGACUACAUGGUUGGCAUAUGGGAAAUGGAAGAAUAUGAUGUCCACACGUCUUGGACUAAGGUCACAAGUAUGCAAGUCAGUAAUAAUUUUGCAGGAUAUAUGUUACCGGCGUGUUCCUCAGAUGAUUCAAUUAUCUUUGUCAACAGUGAAACGAGAGUUAUGGCCACAUGGAAUGCAAGGGAUGAGACAUUACAAUAUAGGACUUUUGAUCGUGUAGUGCAAUAUGAGCACCAGAUGAUAGUGUGUGAAGAGACACUGCUGUCAACCUAA
Cajanus cajan (pigeon pea) is the source of this 606-nucleotide messenger RNA. The record is from RefSeq and is a predicted model, not a curated record. NCBI's taxonomy places the organism in Eukaryota, Viridiplantae, Streptophyta, Magnoliopsida, Fabales, Fabaceae.